AUGUUUGACUUCGCCCCAGCGCCUCUCAUCAUCACCGCCAGCAAGAUCCGAACCCGGCCGGUGAUAGUUCAAGAAGACCAGAUUGCCACAAGUCUGUCGGUGGCACAACGGCCACCCGGUCAACGCCUCGGAGGCAUCAACUUGACACAAAUCUCUGUUUGUCAGUUUCCGCAACUUUCACCGGUCGCGAGGAUUCGAGCCUCGAGCCUUGAACGAGUCCGACCGGCUUGUACCGGAUCGGCACGGGUCGAACCAGUCCAACCUGGCGACUACUUGAGCCGGUCUCGUUCUGACUCGGUGCGUCGACAAACGAGCCCAUUAGCAGCGGUCCCCAAACCUUUUAGCCGCCUCCCCAACAAUCCCAUCAGCACAAACAACCCUUUCCAAUUGAGUAGACUCUUCGCAGUCGCGUUUACUGCUCUCCUCGCCGCUUCUUCGUCUCGGCCAGCCGGGGCUGCAGAAAAACAGCCGAAAUGGCUCACUCCAUCAGCUUUUGGCCCGACAGCAACACGCGUCUACUCAACGGACAGCGCAAAAGAACGCAUCGUCGACGAGUGA
This is a messenger RNA of Protopolystoma xenopodis, 558 nucleotides long. The record is from the annotation of a GenBank genome assembly. Lineage: Eukaryota; Metazoa; Platyhelminthes; Monogenea; Polystomatidea; Polystomatidae.